Molecule: messenger RNA, 6224 nt
Organism: Leopardus geoffroyi (Geoffroy's cat)
Lineage: Eukaryota; Metazoa; Chordata; Mammalia; Carnivora; Felidae
Gene: USP49
Product: ubiquitin specific peptidase 49
Exons: 7
Coding region: 1325-3373 (682 amino acids)
Biological process (GO): protein deubiquitination
Cellular component (GO): cytoplasm
Molecular function (GO): cysteine-type deubiquitinase activity; zinc ion binding
Source: RefSeq, a predicted model, not a curated record
CUCACAAACCAUGAGAUCAUACCCUGAGCUGAAACCAAGAGUUGGACACUUAACCGACUGAGCCACCCAGGCGCCCCAUAUUACAAGUUCUUAAAGCCGUAAGUGUGUCAAGCUUCAAUUUGCACAGGGAUAAAGGGGUCAGAAUGAAGGUAGUUUUAAAUUGUAAAUAAACUUACAGCGAUCAAAUGGCAGGAUCAGAUUUUGAGGGACUAACUAGUUCUAUUUUACUUGAAGAGCUGAGUAAUAAGAACCCAGAGUAAUAAUUUGCCCCAAAGUAACCUCUACAUUAACUUAGUAACAUUUGACCAAUGGGAAAGGGGAGUUUAUGGGAGUCAGGUGGCAAGAUCUGAGCAGAGAGCAAGCUAGUCACAGUCCUCCUUUUGUUGGCAGUGUCAGCUUCUGAUCUGGAGCAAGUCACAGGAUUACUCUGUAUGUUGAUACUCAUAUCAACUAGAGUCUAGAGUCUAACUAUAUGCCCAGCAUUGCUGUACGUGUUUUACAGGUGCUAACUCGUUUAAUCCUUACAACAACACUAUGAAGUAGAAACUGUUAUUGUUCUCAUAUUAUGGAUAAGGAAAUUGAGGCCCAAAGAGAUGAUUUGCCCAAGGCCAUAUACAACAAGUAAGGACAGAGCUAGAAUUCCAAGCCAGGCAGUAUGGCUUGACCUUGUAACCACUAUGCUAUAUUGUCCCUCAUGAUACGUUAAAAAUACCUACUGUAACUAUUUUACAGAGUUGUAGGAAGCCGAAAUUAAAAUAAAAGCACUUUAGUGAGGAAAUAAUGCUCUCCAAAAGAAAACUAUAGCAUAAGAACCCAACACGGUGCUGGCAAUUACUAUGAGAAGCCCUUCUCUAGCGAAUUGUGACACGGAGAAUCAGAAUCAUAAGGUUAAAAGGCUCUUCAAGGCUAUGUUCUAAGAAGGCUUUAUCUGCUAAAGUAACCACUGUUUUAGUAGUUCUCAGAUUUUUAAAAUUUCACAGAUGUAUAAAAUACACACUUGCACACACAUACACGCACCCCAACCCAAACUACCAUCUGCUAUCAUCACCAUUACAGAAAGGGCAGUUCAUACCAGGAACAUUGGUGAGAUAGAAUCUAAUAAAGAACAGUGUUCCAUGAACAAAACAAAUAGGAAUUUUACCCCGCUCAGUGAGAUUAUUAGUCUGAAGAUUAGUGGUUAGGGAAUUCAUUCAUCUGGACUGGUAGGUAUCGAUCCUGUUGGGUUAAGAAGUUAUCUUGGGGUAGAGUGACCUCCCAAAUGAUGGCAUCAAUCAUAUCAAUUGGAAGCAUGUUCAGGUUGAAAGACUGGAGCCUUCUAUAAGACAUGGAUAGAUGCAAACAUGUCGGGCGGUUGCGGCUCGCCCAGGACCACUCCAUCCUGAACCCGCAGAAGUGGUGCUGCAGGGAGUGCGCCACCACCGAGUCGGUGUGGGCUUGUCUUAAGUGCUCCCACGUGGCCUGUGGCCGCUACAUCGAGGAUCACGCCCUUAAACACUUUGAGGAGACUGGGCACCCGCUAGCUAUGGAGGUCCGAGAUCUGUACGUGUUCUGUUACCUGUGCAAGGACUAUGUGCUCAACGAUAACCCCGAGGGGGACCUGAAGCUGCUCAGAAGCUCCCUCCUGGCGGUCAGGGGCCAGAAGCAGGACCCGCCGCUGAGGCGCGGCCGGACGCUGCGGUCCAUGGCCUCGGGCGAGGACGCCGUCCCGCCGCAGCGCGCUCCUCAGGGACAGCCGCAGAUGCUUACGGCUCUGUGGUACCGGCGCCAGCGCCUGCUGGCCAAGACGCUGCGGCUCUGGUUCGAGAAGAGCUCCCGCGGCCAGGCGAAGCUGGAGCAGCGGCGGCAGGAGGAGGCGCUGGAGCGCAAGAAGGAGGAGGCGCGGCAGCGGCGGCGCGAGGUGAAGCGGCGGCUGCUGGAGGAGCUGGCCAGCGCCCCUCCGCGCAAGAGCGCGCGCCUGCUGCUGCACGCGCCCCGCGCCGCCGCCCAGCGCCCCGCCCCGCCGCGCGCGCCCGCCGGGGGCCGCCCCCAGCCGCGCCGCGCGCCCGCCAUAGCGCCGGGCGUCACGGGCCUGCGCAACCUGGGCAACACCUGCUACAUGAACUCCAUCCUGCAGGUGCUCAGCCACCUCCAGAAGUUCCGCGAGUGUUUUCUGAACCUCGACCCUUCCCAGACCCAACAACUGUUUCCCAAGGCCCCCAACGGGAAGGCUCCGCUCUCGGGCAGGCCGGCCGGCAGCUCGGCCACCGAGCUGUCGGCCAGGAGCGACCGGGCUGAGUCGUGCGAGCGGGAGGGCCUCUGCUUCAACGGCGGAGCCUCCAUCAGCAGGAGCCUAGAACUCAUCCAGAACAAGGAGCCGAGCUCGAAGCACAUUUCCCUCUGUCACGAACUGCACACGCUCUUCCGUGUCAUGUGGUCCGGCAAGUGGGCCCUGGUGUCGCCCUUCGCCAUGCUUCACUCAGUGUGGAGCCUGAUCCCCGCCUUCCGGGGCUACGACCAGCAGGACGCGCAGGAAUUCCUCUGUGAGCUGCUGCACAAAGUGCAGCAAGAGCUCGAGUCUGAGGGCACCACGCGCCGGAUCCUCAUCCCCUUCUCCCAGAGGAAGCUCACCAAACAGGUCUUAAAGGUGGUGAACACCAUAUUCCACGGGCAGCUACUCAGUCAGGUCACAUGUGUAUCAUGCAAUUACAAAUCCAAUACCAUUGAGCCCUUUUGGGAUUUGUCCCUGGAAUUCCCUGAACGGUAUCACUGCAUAGAAAAGGGGUUUGUCCCUUUGAAUCAGACUGAGUGCCUGCUCACUGAGAUGCUGGCCAAGUUCACAGAGACAGAGGCCCUGGAAGGGAGAAUCUACGCUUGUGACCAGUGUAACAGCAAACGACGAAAAUCCAAUCCAAAACCCCUUGUUCUGAGUGAAGCUAGAAAGCAGUUAAUGAUCUACAGACUACCUCAGGUCCUCCGGCUGCACCUUAAAAGAUUCAGGUGGUCUGGCCGUAAUCAUCGAGAGAAGAUUGGGGUCCAUGUCGUCUUUGACCAGGUAUUAAACAUGGAACCUUACUGCUGCAGGGACAUGCUCUCCUCUCUUGACAAAGAGACCUUUGCCUAUGAUCUCUCCGCAGUGGUCAUGCAUCACGGGAAAGGGUUUGGCUCAGGACACUACACAGCCUAUUGCUACAACACAGAGGGAGGUUUUUGGGUCCACUGCAAUGACUCAAAGCUGAAUGUAUGCAGUGUCGAGGAAGUGUGCAAAACUCAAGCCUACAUCCUUUUUUACACUCAAAGAACAGUUCAGGGCAAUGCAAGAAUUUCAGAAACCCAACUCCAAGCUCAGGUGCAGCCCAGCAACAACGAUGAGGGCAGACCACGGACCUUCCCCUGAAUGGGAGACAUGUAUCAAGGACUGGCUUGCUUUUAAACUGUUGGUGUUCAUACAUCUUUCCUCUUAUAGGAAAUAAGGUUUAGUGCAGGAACAGAUUGCUAGGUUUGCCUCACUGGGACUACAGCAGAAGGUGCCAGGUGACUUCCUAUCCUAUCCUAAAAUCUGUAGUCACCUUUCUUUUGAAUGGAUUUGGGAAUUCCCUCUUUGAUAAAUCAAAAGGAGUAACUUCUAUGAAGAUUCUUUCAUCAGUUGCUUCUGAAUAUAGAGGAUCUGGGUGGAGGAAAGAGGGAGAAAAUUGAUCAUAUGCAGCGAGGAGAGCAGCCAUGUUUUCUUUCCAUUCUGUGACCCCCACUAAUCAGGACCUCCUGCAACGCCAGAGGAACCCUCCUGUUGUGAGGAGCCCAGGACAGAGCACAUGAGGUGGGGCCCUGGGCUGACAGCUUGCUGGAUGAGAUUGGUUCCAGGGCAGGAGGUGAAUAAUAAGGAUUUGUUCCUACAAAGGAAGUAACCAUCAGGGGUUCAAAACAUGCAGACUUCCUUUUUUAGAGGAUAGCAGUGGAAGAGUGGAAUGAGAUGCAUAGAGCAAAUUUCCCCCAUGCAGAAUGGGAGAUUUUUCCAGUGUCCGACCCUCCCUGGCUGCUACUGCUGCUGUCACUUAAUCAUUCCACAUCUUCUGAGACUGGUGUGAACAACCCUCUAUUCUAAAGAAAGAGCAGUUCAUAUGGGGAAGCAAUACAUUGUCCCUGACAUGUUCUUUCUUGCAUGCUGAGCCUAAGGGCAUUCCUGGCUACCCAGUUCUGUAGCAUAUCCCUGGUUCAGGUGUAGGGCAAGCACAUGGUUUGGUUUAAAUUGGUGUUUAGGUCAGUUGUCUGAGGCUUUCUCAGAACUCGGUUGAGGAGAGAGGCAGGGAUAGCCGGUGGUCCAGGCCAUAUCUGAAUGCCUGUCACCUACCCUCACCUCCAUGCAGCAUGCAGCUUUUCUUAGCCUGCAGCUUCUUUCUGGCACCUAGAGGGCUAGAACAUUUUUGUUCAACACAAGGUUUGGGAAUUUCUGCUUUCCUAGGGCUAAGGAAUCUGCCCCCAUAUGUCCGAACAGUUCACUGCUGCUGGCCCUGGCCUAUCUCCUCCUAAAUCUGAUAAUCCCUACUGUUUCUUUGUCUAACUACACUCAAUCCAUCAGAGAGAAAAAGAGUGCCCUGUCCUUAAGUGCUAGUAAAAUACAUCUUUGUUUUUAUACUGGAUCAGUUUCUAAGUGGAAUGAUGGAAACCCUCCACCCCAUCAGGCACCACUGAAUUUCCCUUCUCAAUCCUUCAGUUAGACUCACCAGUAAAAGUGAACGUAAACCAGAAGUCUCAUCGUGGGGGCUGCUGAAGUCUGCCUCAACCUGUCAUUAUGAAUGCUCAUCUUUUGACUGAGUGUAUCAUACGAACAUUUCAAUUCAGGUAGGAACACAGUUGUCACUUGAAGGAAGCAGAUGUGGAGGGAGUUUGGGGAAGGGUGGGAGGUUGGGACAAGAGAGGGUAAAGAAUGAGGGUCGUAGCUUAGGGGUGUUGGUGAGCCCCAUUUCCAGAGCAGGUCUGUAGCAUUUGCUGUUGACCUCUUUUGAGAUGAACUCUCCUGUAGGACCUGACAGACAGCACUGAGACAUGGAGGAAAUUCAGACAGAAAAUGGCUCACCCUGAUAAGGGGGAGUGACUAUAUAUUUUAAAUUAAACUUGCUUUUUCCAACACUGUGAGGUUUCUGUAAUAUUUAGCUUUUAUUUGGAAGCGAUAGCGUAUGGCAUUUUUUAUGCUGUUUGGUUUAUAUUGUCUACUGCAGGCUUUUUUGUAUAAGCUUGGCCCAGGGCUCACCCUCUCCUGGACACUGUUUUAAAGUGUCACAGCUGCCCUUGCUGCCAGAGGCUCUGAUGUAAAGGUAUACUCUCUAGAUCCACGUUUUUUAAGUUGGCAGGAUUGGUGAAGACUUUUUUGUGGCAAUGGAAAAGCCCAUUAACUGAAAAAAAGAAAAAAGAAGGAAAGGAAAAUAUAAAUUGUGCCUCAUCUUUCUUUGAAUGCUGUACUUUAUUCUAGAAAAAGAGAACUUACAAAUGGAAAAGAACUAAUAGAGCAGCUACUUCAUCCCUCAGGCUGUCUAGGGGGAAAUACUUCAGAAAAAUGAACAUUUAAUGGAAAAUUAAAAGAUCUUCAAACUUAAUUUUUAAAAAUAGUUUUAUACCAAAUAUUUAUAAGAAUUAUUAAGCAGAUUUAAGGAUUUUGUAAAAUAAGUGCUUAACUUAGCUGAGCACCCACAUAUCAAAUUAAUAAAAUGGUUUAAAGGGAGUUGGACCAGAAACCACUAGAGUCCUCGCUGAGCUGCAAACUCUCGAAGGUGCCCCUGCAGUCACAGACACCUCAGGUACCCAGAGGCAGCAGCACUAGACGCUGUUGAGAAGUUAGUAUUUAUGGAGAUUUUUAUUAAAGAGUUCCCUGCUGCAUAAGCCGAUGGCUAUUGUGAGGGAAGUGUCCCUUUGCCUUUAAUUUAUUUGCAUAUUGGAAGUAGAAGGAUUUCUUAGUUGCAUCUUACUUUAAAUCGAAACAUUCUAAAGAGAAGAAAAUAAGAACCAGGUAGAAGUUGACUAGAUGCUGCCAAAUCAAACCCAAGAUCUCCUAACUGAACCUUACGGGCCUGCUUCUCCCAGGCAAGUAGUUAGAGUCCCGUUCCAGGAACCCUUUGUAGUUGGCUGGUGUGUUUACUUCCUGCUGUAGCCAGCCAAGAUGAAUGCACCCUGGCCCUCAAAAAGGAUCUUUACCUCAAUCUAGCUUGACCCUCAUCCUUGUGGUUGCCUCGGAGAUGAGCAUCCAUGCUAGUGUU